Molecule: messenger RNA, 2271 nt
Organism: Aspergillus welwitschiae
Lineage: Eukaryota; Fungi; Ascomycota; Eurotiomycetes; Eurotiales; Aspergillaceae
Product: transcription factor domain-containing protein
Exons: 2
Coding region: 1-2271 (756 amino acids)
Biological process (GO): positive regulation of transcription by RNA polymerase II; DNA-templated transcription
Cellular component (GO): nucleus
Molecular function (GO): sequence-specific DNA binding; DNA-binding transcription factor activity, RNA polymerase II-specific; zinc ion binding
Source: RefSeq, a predicted model, not a curated record
AUGACGGCCAGCGAGGAAGCCUCCUCCCCCGCCAUGCGCGCACGAAAGAUCCGAAAGGUGACCCGCGCCUGCGAUGCUUGCAAGGCCAAAAAGAAGGCUUGUACGGGCAAUAUCCCCUGUGGUCCCUGCUCCCGCCGUCACUUGGCAUGCACCUACGACUCCGCCUACAAUCGAGGUGUGGCGCUCAGCCCUCCUCCCUCAACAUCGCGUCCCAAGAACCAUCGUCCACUGCGGGAGCCCGACAGGUCAUGUAGCAGUCCAGAUCCGGCCCCAGAUGUGAUCCAGCCACUGCAGUCGCCCCCUGUACUUCGUUCAGCAAUCGAGUAUGUACGUCCAGGCCUGCAGAUCAGCCCGGCAUCGGGGCCAGGCAUACUCCCCGAGUCUGCUAUUGUCGAUGCAUCUGUUCGACGAGGCUCAGUAGACGGGACCGGCCAGUACUGGGGUCCAAGCUCAGCACAUUCAUUUCUGGGCAGGGUUGUGGAGGACUUGCAUGCCACUCCCUCCAAACCUAUUGCUCCUGCACCAGAGCCCGAUGCCUCAGCAGCGGUCUCCAUCUUUUCCCACGGUGAUCGUGUGGUCCCGGAGGUUCGGCUAUCAGAUUUUGUCUGGCCAGACCAGGCCAAGGCCAAAAGUCUGAUCCGCCGAUAUUUCGAGUUUGCAGCACCGACCUACCGCGUGCUCCAUCAGCCUACGAUUCAUGCCUUGGUACAACGCCUGUACCAGGAGGGUUCGGAGGGCCAUCGGAGCGGUAGCCAGCUCGAUGUAGCAUCCCAGGCCGUCGUGCUCUUGCUUCUGAGUACUGCAGCCAUGUUCCGAGUCGACGAAGACGGGCGCAUGAGAGACGCCGACGAGGAUGGCUGGCGCAAGAGCGAGCUUUACUACGCACAAGCGGAGCAUCUGCUGUCGCUCGAGACGGGUGCCCCUACUCUGGCAUCGGCGCAAGCUCGUUUUUUGAUGGUGCUGUAUCUGCUGAGUUCCUCUCGAGCCCAGAAGGCGUGGUUCGUGUUUGGCACAACAGUCCAGCUGAUGAUGGCCCUUGGGUUGCACAAUCGACGGGCGAGGAGGCACCAUGAUGAAGAAGAGGAUCUAGUGCAGCAGGAGUGUCAACGGCGCCUUGUCUGGUGCUCUUACACCCUGGACAAGUAUCUCAGCGUGAUCCUUGGUCGACCACGACUGUGGCAUGACGAAGACUUGGAUGAAGAUCUUCCCACACGCGUCAAUGACGAGGACCUGACGAUGCGGGAAAGGCGUUUGACGAGACGUGAUUGUGUGAUGGACGCGCCGGUCUUUCAUGCGGUAUUGGCACAGAUUCUCACCCAGGCAGCUAAAAAACCUUACGUCCUCGCGGGCCUCUCCGAUCAGAUGGAGAUCGAGACCAUCCGAGGCCUGUGUGGUGAGGUCGCGAAAUGGCAAGCGGAACUGCCUCCUUUUCUUUCCGGGGUCAUCCAGCCCAGUAGUUUGGUUCCGGUGUUUCGGCGCCAGCUGACUGUUUUGCAGCUGGCUCGUUACCAUGCCUUGAUGUUCAUCACGCGACCUCUCUUAUUGCGGGAUUACGGGCAAAUGUGGCCUGAGCACCGAAGCAGUUACCGAUACCACCUGCAUCUGUGUCUCACCGCAGCGCGAGAAGCAAUCGAAUCGAUCCUUGGAUUCGUGCGUGAGGAUGAAUUGUUUCCAGCAUUUUGGUACUCACAGUACAUCGCAUUCAAUGCUUUGUCUAUCAUAUAUCUAUAUCUGAUUCAGGUCAGACGCAACCGUCUGCCAUCUGCGAGUCUCGACUUCGUCGCGAGCCCGGAAAACACCCUACACACGGAUCUGGACGAAACCAUGUUGUAUAGACUGUCUGAGACGGCAGUGACACACCUUGCCGACGCAACAGCUCGCAACGCUCCUUCUUGGAAAUACAGUGUCAUUUUGCAGGGUCUGCGACACGAGCUGGCCCGCCUUGGCCCCCCAAUAUUGGAAAAUGACGACGCUCAAGCUACAGAACCGAUUGCGUUAUCCCGUCCAGUUCCCGAAUCGAUCCCUCGUCCAACCGAACACGGAGGUGAGACGGGUCGCCAUGAACAGCAGGCAGGGCCCGCCCCUGUCGGAGAUUAUAACCUUGAUCCGAACGGGCUGCCGCCCAUAUUCGCUGGGCUGGACCCCGCUGUUGACCCAGGGUUGCUCGAUCCGAGGACCCAGUCCCUCUUGGACACCUUCGUCAUGGGCGAAAACGUGGUGCUUGAUUUCUGGCCACAAUUGGAAAGUCUACCUAUCACAUAUCCCGGUUGA